UUAAAGCCCAUGUCCCAAGGAGGGAGUAAGAACAAGGGGGAAGGGAGAGAGAGGGGGCAAGAACACAGGGAGGAAGAAAGCAGGGAGGAAGAGAGCAGGGAGGAAGAGAGCAGGGAGGAAGAGAGCAGGGAGGAAGAGAGCAGGGAGGAAGAGAGCAGGGAGGAAGAGAGCAGGGAGGAAGAGAGCAGGGAGGAAGAGAGCAGGGAGGAAGAGAGCAGGGAGGAAGAGAGCAGGGAGGAAGAGAGCAGGGAGGCAGAAAGCAGGGAGGCAGAAAGCAGGGAGGCAGAAAGCAGGGAGGCAGAAAGCAGGGAGGCAGAAAGCAGGGAGGAAGAGAGCAGGGAGGAAGAGAGCAGGGAGGAAGAGAGCAGGGAGGAAGAGAGCAGGGAGGAAGAGAGCAGGGAGGAAGAGAGCAGGGAGGAAGAGAGCAGGGAGGAAGAGAGCAGGGAGGCAGAGAGCAGGGAGGAAGAGAGCAGGGAGGAAGAGAGCAGGGAGGAAGAGAGCAGGGAGGAAGAGAGCAGGGAGGCAGAAAGCACGGAGGCAGAAAGCAGGGAGGAAGAGAGCAGGGAGGAAGAGAGCAGGGAGGAAGAGAGCAGGGAGGAAGAGAGCAGGGAGGAAGAGAGCAGGGAGGAAGAGAGCAGGGAGGAAGAGAGCAGGGAGGUAGAGAGCAGGGAGGAAGAGAGCAGGGAGGAAGAGAGCAGGGAGGCAGAAAGCACGGAGGCAGAAAGCAGGGAGGAAGAGAGCAGGGAGGAAGAGAGCAGGGAGGAAGAGAGCAGGGAGGAAGAGAGCUGGGAGGAAGAGAGCAGGGAGGAAGAGAGCAGGGAGGAAGAGAGCAGGGAGGAAGAGAGCAGGGAGGUAGAGAGCAGGGAGGAAGAGAGCAGGGAGGAAGAGAGCAGGGAGGCAGAAAGCACGGAGGCAGAAAGCAGGGAGGAAGAAAGCUGGGAGGAAGAGAGCAGGGAGGAAGAGAGCAGGGAGGAAGAGAGCAGGGAGGAAGAGAGCAGGGAGGAAGAGAGCAGGGAGGCAGAAAGCACGGAGGCAGAAAGCAGGGAGGCUGCGCUGGAAUAUUUCCCAGCAGCCUCCUCCACGCACUCCAGCCUCCCUUCGCCAACUAUCACAACAUACUACGCGAAAAUCGCUGCACCACUCACAAAUUUGCUGAAGAAGAACUCGCCCUAUCAAUGGGAAUCAAAACAUCAGGAAGUUGUGGAGCAGCUAAAACAAGCACUCAUGUCCGCACGCGUACUCAUCUUGCCAGAUCCCAAACGCGACUACAUCAUUGAAGCUGACGCCAUUGACCAAGCCAUGGGAGCAGUCUUGAUGCAAGACCAGUGGAAUGGACUAGAACCAAUCGCCUACCUCAGCAAGAAAUUGCACGGGGCAUAACUAAAUUACCCGAUAUACAGUA
Closterium sp. NIES-67 is the source of this 1402-nucleotide messenger RNA. Lineage: Eukaryota; Viridiplantae; Streptophyta; Zygnematophyceae; Desmidiales; Closteriaceae. The record is from the annotation of a GenBank genome assembly.